This is a messenger RNA of Symbiodinium necroappetens, 5818 nucleotides long. The record is from the annotation of a GenBank genome assembly. Lineage: Eukaryota; Dinophyceae; Suessiales; Symbiodiniaceae.
GUCCACCCAACCAAGCAGUCAGCGGAAGGAUGUGAACACGUCGGAAGCUGACAGCAUUGGGAACGGACCGCGGGGAGGCUGUGAGUGGGGUCUGGUUGCUAAGUCAGAGACCCCACGGAAGCAGCGGCGCAAGCGAAGAGUUCGUGAUGAAUGGCCCAAGCUCCUUCAAAUCCUUGAAAAGGCACAGUUGAGUAGCAUGGCUGAACAUGAAAAGGAAAUCGUGGCAAUUGUCACUCAAUUGGAGCCGGAAUUGGAAGAAGGAGACCUUGCCUAUUGGCUGUGUGAUCGCAUGCUUGACCUCCUUGCCCGAGGGGCAGAGGACGCUACGGGAUGUGUGGAGGCGUGUAAGGAUGUCAUAGCGCACGCAGAGACGGGGAGGCGUCCUUCCGUUUUCCACAUAGUUAGUGCCAAUGUAACUCGGUGGAGGAGUGAGGUGAAGCAAUGGAUGGCAGAUCAACGGGCAGGGGUGGCUUUGGUACAGGAGACCCAUCUUCUGGACAAUGACGUACCUGCAGCGCACAAGGGUGCGGAGGCUGCAGGUUUCCGAAUGUGGAUGGCAAACAGCUGCCAAACCGGCCAAGGAGGCAGUAGCGGUGGGGUGGCUGUUCUGGCAAAACGCCACCUCAACUUCCGUUUCCUGGACAGUUUUCAACUGCAGGGUAAGGGGUUUGUGCUGGCAGUUGCCAGAUUUGCUGGUUCGGACAUUGUGUUCGGCAGUCUUUACCUGGAAACGGGGCAGGACAUAAGUACACCCACCAAUGCCGCCAUCUUGGCUAAAUUGGUGGCAACACUGCAAGCCUUGGCUGUGCCGUGGCUCGUGGCUGGUGACUUUAACUGUGACUUGGACACCAUUCGGCAAACCCGAAUUGCUGAAACCACGAGCGGCGCUUUCAUAGGUGCAGGGGAGGCCACUUGCAGCACAGGCGGCCAAAUUGAUUAUGUCUGGGUCCAUAGACGCCUCCAGGGACUUACGGCAGUCAGUGUUGAUUGGGAAGUUCCUUGGCGGCCGCACGCGGCACUGCGUGUUCAGCUGCAGUGGGGCGUUGGACAGCUACCAAUGCUUCAGGUUCUGAAAAAGCCGGCUGUCAGGGCCAAGAGGGAGGCGUCCUUCUCUUGGUCCCCAGCCCCUUUUGUCCGUGUCAUGUCGCAUGUGCAAAUCAACCGUCCCACCCGGUGGUUGGCAGACUUUAGCCACAGCGUUGAGUGCUCCCUUCUGGAGCAUGGGGGCGGGGGCAGGGGCUGGAACCUAGCUUGGGUGAGGAAGCCCCUUGCACCCCAGCAGCCGGAGGGCACACAGUGGAAAGGCAACCUUGCUGGUUUUUGGAACCGUCUGGGGGUUUGGUUGGUUUCUUAUCCGGGUAAUUUCCCGCCAGGGGUUAAGGCAAAGAUUAAGGAACACCUGGCCAAGGUGGCCGAAAACUGGCACGACGACAGCUUGGGCAUGACGGCUGGGGAGUUUGCGGACAGGAUGUGUCACGACUCUCCGGACGCAAGCCGGCCACAAGUGUUGGUCGAUGUGGUUAAGGCACAACUGCGGAGUGCAGUCCAGCAGGACACACAGGAACGCAACCAACGGUACCAGGCGUGGCUUACCCAGGCUACGUCUGGUCACAUGAGAGCACUUUGGCGGGCACUCAAAACCCAUGAGGCCAAAACCCAGCGUCCAUACCAGAAUCUUGGCUCGGAAGUCCGGAGCCACGCCCGUAGAGCGGGGUGGUGGGAGAUUUGGUGUGCUGCGGACACAGGCCGCGACGCUGGUCAGUUGCGUACCCUGAGCACACAGGUACGAAUGGCGGCGCAAGCGCAAUCGCAGCAGUUGCGGCCUAUCAACCUGCAAAGAGCCCAUCGCAAGUUCCGAACCAUUGCUCGUAAGGCCUGCGGGCCGGACGAAUGGACGGCUGACAUGCUGAGGGCCCUUGAUCAGGAGGCCGGGACUCUCCUAGUUGAAGAAAUGAUGCAGUGGGAGAGGGAAGGAGUCCUUCCCGACCAACUCACUAUGGUGCGAUACACACUCUUGCCCAAGUCGGCAGAGGAUGAACGGCCCAUAGGUUUGACGAGCUACCUCUAUCGGUCCUAUUGUCGUCUUCGAUGGGACCUGUACGCGCAAUGGCUUGAAGACUACCGGCGAAGUGCGCCAUGGGACCGAGCCCUUCCAGGGCACUCGUCUCUUGACACAGCGCUUGCUAGAACAGCGCGUCAUGAGGUUUGCAAGCACACGCGCAAGCAUGGGGUGACUGCCCUGGUUGACCUGUCCAGUUUUUACGAACUGGUAUCCCAUGCAGUCUUGCUGAGGGAAGGUCUUGAGAAAGGGUUCCCACCGGUUUUGCUCAAUGCCGCCGCCCAGGUUUACGGCGGAAACCGUUUCAUAGAAGCGGAAGGUGUCACUGCAGCGCCAAUUCGGACCAGUCAAGGCCUGAUAGCUGGCUGUCCACUGGCUCCAGGCUUGAGUAAGAUCAUCCUGCACAACCAAAUGCAGGAGCUUUAUGACUCAAACCUUCUCACUCACCAAGACUUGUGGAUCGACGACAUAGGACUGGAUGUAAUACAUCAGAGUCCAACGCAGGCCGCCAUUCGGAGUGUGAAAGCCUUUCGUCUUUUAAAAGCGGCACUGGAGGCGUCCUCCCUGGUUUGGUCCAGGAAAAAGACGGUUUUCGUGUGUACCUCGGGGGCAGCAAAGGCGGCAGUGGAGAGGCUCAGGACGAGCGAAGACCCGCCCAUCGCUCUCACCUCAACCGACCUUGGGUUGGAUUGUGGCGGUGGCGUCCGCCGCAGAGUGACCAAACACAGGUCGCGCCUCCACAAGGCGACAGGUAGGCAGAAGCGAUUGAGGGCCUUGGCGCCCAAAGACAGACGGGUCAAAAUCCGGAUGGUCAAAGGUUCACUGCAGCCGGUGGGCCUCUACGGCCACCAGGCAACAGGAGUCACACCACGAAGGUUUAAGUGGCUUCGUUUCCUGUAUGCUGAGGCUCUGGGUCGCAUGAAAAUAGGCUCAGUCAUUUGUGUGCUGGAGGCUAAUGCCGGCCGUACGCGCGACCCAAAGGAAGUCAUCAUGGCACAGCACAUCCAGGCACACAGCCGCAUGAUGCUGCAAUGGCCGCGGGAAGCGGAGGACAGCCUAACGAAGGCUUGGCAAUCGCUGCAACAGAGUCUCAGUGAAACCCGUUGGCCUUGGCAAAAGGUGACUGGGCCUUUGGGGGCCAUGGUGACUUACCUGAAAGAACUGGGCUGGGAAGCGCAAGGGCCCCGGCACUGGUCAAUCAGCGAACGGACGUAUGACGUGGCCUCCGCCGAGGGGCUCCAUGCAGUGGUGUGGCACCUCAAAAACGCGAUACAGAAGCAGAGGUGGACAGCGGUUGCUGCCACGCCGGGAGCAGAGGAUGCCGUCAACGGCAUUGAUUGGCAAGCCGCCAACAAGGCAGUCAAACACCUCGCUCCUCUGGAGAAGACAGCUGUGCAGACUCUGUGGCAGGCAGCGCUCAAAGCAGGCACUGCCUCCUCCGAGUAUCCUGUCAAUGCAGAUGUGACGGAUGUCCGUUUUGCCACGGACGCCACAGGCCGAAUCCAAGUGGUGGGGUCCAUCACGGGAGCUGUGUCCUAUGAACAGACAGUUUUCCGCGGCGAGGCUGCGGCGGUCUGCGAGACUGUACAGGCACACCCUGGAGAGGACGAGCUGGACAUCACUUUGGACUGCGAAGGCGUCCUUCGCAGGAAGGCCUUCGGGGCAAAGUUUGGGCAUGACGAGGAAUGGCGGCGACAGGCAAACUUUGUGGUUGAUGAGCUGGUCAAAAACCGCGCCCGGCGCAUCGCGGGGCCGACUGUACAAGCAAGUGUCCGGAUGUGGGACAAGCAGGUGCAAGAAGUGCUGCAGUUUCUGGGCCAACGGGUGUCUUUUCUCCUCACCGCGGAUGAGGCGGACAAGGCAGAGGUCCUGUUCCAACCUAAAGCUGAUAGGCUCAGUCGUAGGCAGCAGCUCGAGUUGCUCAUCCAAGAGAAAAUGCGGGGAGGAGCGGGGGGGGGGCAGGGCGGCCAAGAAAAGAAGGGCAGGAAGAAGCAGACCUUUAAGAAAAACUCGGUCAGCGAGGCGGGCAGUAGGUGGCGGUGGUGGGGGCGCUGGUUGGCGUCCAACCGGUGUCCCCCGCCGCCUGUCAUGGACGGUGAUGGGCCAGCCAUCGAGGGCACGCCGUCUGAUGACGAGCUCCGGAGGCGGCUAGCUGCCCUGAACGUGGCCCGGGAGGCCCGGGGUUUGAAGCCACGGAGCUUCAAGGAGUUUAAGAAGUCAUUCUUCCGGGCUGGCAGACGUACCCGAAAAGGGCUGCUCCUGGAGGAAUACCCGCAGGCGGAGGCGUCCUCGGCUGCGGUGGACAAAGAGGCAGUCCUGCAGGUUAGGGACACGUUGCCGCCACGGCCUCCGGCGCCCAAGAGGGCCAAGACGGAGGACGCACUUGAGGAGGUAACCCUGCGCUCAGUCUCAGCUGUUAGGAGGCAAAGGGAGACCGAAGACACCAGCCUCGAGGAGGCGUCCUCCUCUGAAAGCGUCGGGUCCCAACAAGGGCAAGAGAUAAUUCUGAGGUCCUUAUCGGAGCUCAGGGAGACUGCAGGUCAGCACAGGAGCUCAGGCAGCUCCCGAGAGGAGGCGUCCUCCUCUUGGGAGGCAGGUGGCCCAGCACCGAACUACCAUGUGCAGGUUGAGGUCCAAGCAAACCGGAGUCGGCCGAAGCUAGCACACCACUGGUUCGGCGAACGGAUCACGAUUGUCAAGGACCUGGUUCGGGGCCAGCCUUUACAGCAGGAAGUGACCCUGUACCGACUCAGCAAGGGUAACAGCCGGGUGGUGUAUGGGUGGGGACAGUUUGUGGUAAAGUUCACCACAGCGGUUUUUGACCACGGUGACGAGGAGCCACUGACGCAGCUGCUACCAGAAGUUACGGCUUCGGUGAUCCAUUUGGUCCCGGUGGUGGCCCGCAUGGGGCCCUCACGGGGGGCCGCCCGGCACAUGGUCUUUGCCCUAAUCCAACAAAGGGUGAUCAUGGCUCAGGGCUGGCUGGACAGGUUGGAUGCGGAGACGCACCGCCAUUGGCACUACUACUUAGCAUGCAUAGUUGCGUGGCUGAGCAGCAGGGGCCUAAGCCUGGCUGAUGUGACCGUUUCCAACUUGGGGCUGGAGACCCAGGAGGGACAUCUCCAGCUGUUCGACCUGGCGACCUGGAAGGUCACAGGGGUGGCCAAGUGGAGCUCUGGAUCGGGGUUCGAACGGUACCUUCGCGACCGGUGCCCAGAAGUGCUCGAGACGAUUCAACACCAAAGGGACCGCGCGCCGGAGCGAAUGUUUGAAGUCUUCGUGCAGGAAGCUGGACCUUUUGUCAAACACCUUGUGCACAAAAGGAUUGCCAGGAUGCAAAGCGGGCGCAUGGUGAUGUCUGACAACGGGAUUAUCCAGCUCAAUGCGGGAGGGCCAACGGCCGCGACUGGGUCGACUGUUUGGGACUUGCUGGGGGAUCUGCGAGAUUCUUGUGAUGUACGGGUGGUUCCGCAGGCGCUCCACGAAGCGGAGAUCGCGUCGCUGAGAAGCCUCUUUGCCGAGGAGAAGAAAGCCCUGACAAAGCAAAUUGAUGAGAAGGACAGAAUCCACCAGUCGGAGUUGGAUGCGGUCACCACGGCCAAGGACAGGCUCUUUGAGGAAACCACGCACGAGCUGGAGAGGAAACGAGAGGCGGAGAUCCACGAGAAAGACCGGCAGCACGAUGCCGACCUGCAGCAGCUGGCGACUGAGAAGGAUACCACCUGGGCACUGGCUAUGUCCAACAUGGUGGCGGAAAAG